AUGGCUGCAGUCUUUGCUGAAUCGGUGAGAAACUUCCGUCAGUUUGCUCUUUUCCUGCUCAGUUCUGCAGCGUGUGACCCUAUAGAUGAUCAAACUGAAGAGUGUAAACUGUUCAUCAACUCUAAUCCUAUGGCAAGAGGGGGCUCCUGGAUUGAACCGGACAAGAGAGGUUUUUACGGGUGGGACUCAAAUAACAACAAUCUAAUGGAAGUACUGGACAUGGAGAAGGAUCUGAGUGAACGUUUUCGCGAUAAGAUAAAGCUCAUAUUUAAACCCAAAAAUAUCAAUGAUUACCGCAAUAUCCUCAAUAGCCUACAAGAAUUAGGAGAGCCUGGUGUCAUAAGUGAAGGGAGGUUUAAUGAGUAUUGUGACUUUUUGAAAGACUGUGCAAAGAGGCGAUACUCAACCAUGAACCCCCUGGCCGAUACGGAAGAAGAACUGGCACAGAGUAGGUCCUGGUGGAUAUCUAGCUGGCUGCCCUCCUGGUGUCCCACAUCUCCCUCCCAUCUAAAGGAUGCAGAAGAUAGAAUACUCCAGUAUCUUAAAGUCCAGUUUAUCAGAAGACGUGUUCCCAUAUCCAAUGGGAACUUCAUUUGGACUCUGUCAUGUAACGCAGCGGAGAACCUAGAGAGCCCACCCGAACCCCAGACGCUACCGGCCCAUGCAGUGGGUUCUCGGGGGCCUGCCCUGGUUCUGCUGCAUGGUUUUGGAGGAGGGCUGGGACUGUGGGUGAAGAAUCUGGGUGCCUUGUCUCAGGGCGGCCCUGUCUACGCUCUGGACCUUCUGGGAUUUGGACGUAGCAGCAGACCAACCUUCAGCCACGACCCGCAGGAAGUGGAGGAACAGUUCGUCCGGUCGUUAGAAGAGUGGAGGACAGCAGUAGGCGCUGAGCUCAUGAUUCUACUGGGACACAACCUGGGAGGAUAUCUGUCUGCAGCUUAUGCCCUGAAGUACCCACACAGAGUUAAACAUUUGGUGUUAGUUGAGCCAUGGGGUUUUCCCGAGCGGCCCAGUGUUCCAGAAGCGGAGCGUCAGAUUCCGAUGUGGAUUAAAGCUCUGGGUGCUGCUAUGAGCCCAUUUAACCCACUGGCCCUCCUCAGAGUUGCUGGCCCCCUGGGUCCCAUUUUACUGCAGACCCUCAGGCCAGACUUUAAGCAGAAAUAUUCAUCUGUCUGUGAUGAUGAAACUGUGUCUGAAUACAUUUACCAUCUUAAUGCACAGACCCCCAGUGGAGAGACAGCCUUUAAGAACAUGACGAUACCCUAUGGCUGGGCACAGCGACCCAUGAUGCAUCGCAUUGAGAUGAUGGAUCCCAGAAUUCCCAUUUCAAUUAUCUAUGGAUCACGUUCCAGCAUUGAUGGCCAAUCAGGACAAGCAAUCCGAGAACACCGGCCCAACUCUUUAACAGAGAUUACUGUGAUAAGAGGAGCUGGACAUUAUGUAUUUGCUGACCAGUCAGAGGACUUCAACCAGACAAUCCUUCAAAUAUGGAACAGAGUGAAAGAGGGUGAUAGGAGGACAUGA
Molecule: messenger RNA, 1524 nt
Organism: Chanos chanos (milkfish)
Lineage: Eukaryota; Metazoa; Chordata; Actinopteri; Gonorynchiformes; Chanidae
Product: 1-acylglycerol-3-phosphate O-acyltransferase ABHD5-like
Exons: 8
Coding region: 1-1524 (507 amino acids)
Biological process (GO): phosphatidic acid biosynthetic process; positive regulation of triglyceride catabolic process; negative regulation of triglyceride storage
Cellular component (GO): lipid droplet; mitochondrion
Molecular function (GO): carboxylic ester hydrolase activity; lysophosphatidic acid acyltransferase activity
Source: RefSeq, a predicted model, not a curated record